Molecule: messenger RNA, 1629 nt
Organism: Iphiclides podalirius (scarce swallowtail)
Lineage: Eukaryota; Metazoa; Arthropoda; Insecta; Lepidoptera; Papilionidae
Source: the annotation of a GenBank genome assembly
AUGAAGAUUGUUGUUUUCGUUUUUCUGGCAACUUGCGGUGUCGCCGUCGCUAAUCCGGACGCUAAGAGGCUGUACGACGAUUUGUUGAGCAAUUACAACAGGCUGAUACGGCCCGUCGACAAGAACAACAACACUGUGCUAGUCAAACUGGGCUUGAGACUGUCCCAGCUGAUAGACUUGAAUCUUAAAGAUCAGAUCUUAACUACCAACGUUUGGUUGGAACAUGAAUGGGAAGAUCAUAAGUUCAAGUGGGACCCCAACGAGUAUGGUGGUGUCAAAGAACUAUACGUGCCUUCAGAACACAUCUGGUUGCCUGACAUUGUUUUAUAUAAUAACGCUGAUGGGGAAUACGUGGUGACGACAAUGACUAAGGCUGUGCUCCACCACACCGGUAAAGUAUUAUGGACCCCACCGGCUAUUUUCAAGUCAUCGUGUGAAAUCGACGUGCGCUAUUUCCCUUUCGAUCAGCAGACCUGCUUCUUGAAGUUUGGCUCAUGGAGCUACGAUGGGGACCAGAUUGAUUUGAAGCACAUCAACCAGAAAAAAGGAGAUAUGGUAGAGGUGGGUAUCGAUUUACGCGAGUACUAUCCAUCCGUGGAGUGGGAUAUUCUUGGUGUACCUGCUGAGAGGCACGAGCGUUAUUAUCCAUGUUGUCAAGAACCCUACCCAGAUAUAUUCUUUAACAUAACGUUGAGGAGGAAAACAUUGUUUUACACGGUGAACCUUAUUGUUCCAUGCGUCGGUAUAUCUUACCUAUCCGUACUCGUUUUCUACUUGCCUGCGGACUCCGGUGAGAAGAUUGCGUUGAGCAUUUCGAUACUGCUCUCGCAAACGAUGUUCUUUCUGUUGAUUUCCGAAAUCAUCCCCUCGACGUCACUAGCGCUGCCUCUCCUCGGCAAGUACUUGCUGUUCACGAUGCUGCUUGUGGGCCUAUCGGUGGUCAUUACUAUAAUAAUACUGAACGUCCAUUACCGUAAGCCGAGCACGCACAAAAUGGCGCCGUGGGUGAGAAAGUUCUUCAUAACCAAGCUGCCAAAACUGCUGCUGAUGCGCGUGCCGAAGGACCUCUUAAGAGAUCUCGCCGCCCAGAAAAUUGCUGGUAGGAGUAUGAAGAAGAACAAAUUCAAGAAUGCACUGGCCGCGGUUGAGCAAACCCAUUCGAAUGCGUCCAGUCCCGACUCGCUACGCCACAACAUGCCUGGCGGCUGCAACGGUUUGCACUCGACCACUGCAACAAACAGGUUCAGUGGUCUGGUUGGAGCACUUGGAGGUUUAGGUGCAGGAUAUAACGGACUUCCCUCUGUCAUGUCAGGCCUUGAUGAUUCUCUCAGUGACGUUGCUCCCAGGAAGAAGUACCCAUUUGAACUGGAAAAAGCUAUUCACAAUGUUAUGUUUAUACAGCAUCACAUGCAAAGACAGGAUGAAUUCAAUGCGGAGGAUCAAGACUGGGGCUUUGUAGCCAUGGUAUUGGACAGAUUGUUCCUUUGGAUAUUUACAAUCGCUUCAAUCGUCGGAACCUUUGCGAUUCUAUGCGAAGCACCGUCUCUAUACGACGACACGAAACCUAUAGAUAUGGUUCUAUCGUCGGUGGCACAACAGCAGUUUCUGCCGGUAGAUAGUGGCGAUUCC